AUGGCAGCCGUUGGAAGGAGAGGGAGAGCGUCCUAUGAUCUUACAUCUCCACGAAGGAGAAACAGAGCAGGUCCCAAUCAUGACUUAGUACCGCCACCAAAUGUUCAAAAUUCCCACGCGACAAAGCAACAUUUCAAAAGUUCAGAAGCAACCGCUACAACCUCCCUCGAACUUCCAGCACAAACACCACGUGCUCAGAGACCUCCGGCUCCAACACCUCAUGAAUUGCCACCGACGCCACAUUCUUUCGAGCUCACUGCGCCGACACCACAUUCUCUUGGCGCUGUUCCUCCUCGCUUCUAUACAAACUUACUCAUGAAUCAAGAAGAACCAACAAAUAUGUACACAUGCAAAAAACAUAAGGGCGAGUUACUAGAACAUUAUUGUGAAUCCUGUCAUGUGGUUGUAUGCGGUUCUUGCAUGGCAUCGGAGGAACACAGGGACCACUUUUGUACGAUCUUGUCUGACGUAUUUGAAGAGAAAAAAGGGUAUUUGAUGACCUUUCUAAGUACUUUGGAGGGAAGUACAAUGAAAAAACUGGAAACCCAAUUGCAGUCCUCGGGCCAAAAUGUCUCAAGGUACGAAGAGAAGGUACAGUGCAUAGAAUCGACAAUACAGUCCGAAAAAGAAAUGCUUAAGAACGAAAUUGAUCGCGCUUUCUGUUUGGUGGAAAACGAACUUUCUGUCAUGAAGCAAAUAGACCUGGGAAAACUGGAAAGCGAACAAGAGAAAGUCAAAUCUCAAAUAAAGACUGUUCAAAGCUUUAUAGAUGAGGCUAAACGCCAUAUCAAAGGCCAAGACAAGUUUCGUUUGCUGCAAUUCAUGAAUGAACUUCCUUCACCUGAGGACAUGACACGAAAUUGUGUCUGUAUGAAAGUUGAGCCGCCAACUUAUGAAAGCGCAGAGAAGGAUUUUGGCUUACUAAGUACUUUCUGUGGAGCCAUACGUGAAAGUAAACAGCUACCCGAUCAACACAGUCCUCUUGUGUCUCCAAGGUUUUUUCGAAGAUUACAAAGACAAAUGUCGCGAACAUUAAUGCAUCUUCCAUUCGUCAUCAAAUCGUUUGAAAUCGGACUACAAUGGGAUUUGAACCUAAGCCCAUGUAAAUCAAAACCAGACUGUAUCUGGGUAGGCUAUAAGCAAAGCAAGAUCGUUUUGAUCGAUAGCAAUGGGCAAAAAAUGAAGAAAAUUAGAUUUGGAUUCCAUAUGGAAGAUUUUGCAGAAGCGAAAAGUAAAGAGAUUUAUGUUACAUUGUUUAAAGAAAGGUGUAUUAAGAGAUGUACACCAAACGGAAAGGUGAAGAAAUUCUUGGACACUUCAGAUUGGUCUCCAGUGGGGAUAUGCACCGAUAGAAAUGGAGACUUGCUGGUGUGUCUGACAAGAGACGGUGUUGGAAAAGUAAUGAGAUUUGGUAAAGAAAAAAAUGUAAUCCAAGAUGUGAUUCCCCAGCGACAAGGUGCGCCUCUUCUAAGCAAGCCUCACAGAAUAACAGAGAAUGCAGACCACGCGAUCUGUAUACUCAACCUUCCUGACAGAAACGUGGCCAUUCUGCAUGGAAAUAUGGCGUACAAGGCUAUAUACAAUGGAUCGGGAGAUAAUCAGAAGCGAGCUCAGUUCUAUCCCACAGCAGUAUGUACCGACAAACGAUGUCACAUUCUUGUGGCGGAUCAUAACAAUCACUGCAUUGACUUGCUGGAUAGAAAUGGGAAGUUUAUGAUGUACCUCGUCCGGGAGGACAAGAUAAAUAAUCCCCGUUCUCUGUGUGUAGACGGCGAUGGGAUGGCCUGGGUGGAAUACCUUAAUGGAAAAGGGGGAUUCAAGAUCCUCAUGUAUUUAUCGUAAUGUUA
Messenger RNA from Saccostrea echinata, 1847 nucleotides. RefSeq lists its product as uncharacterized. The coding region runs from base 1 to 1842 and encodes 613 amino acids. The record is from RefSeq and is a predicted model, not a curated record. The transcript has a single exon. Gene Ontology annotation, molecular function: zinc ion binding; protein binding. Lineage: Eukaryota; Metazoa; Mollusca; Bivalvia; Ostreida; Ostreidae.